Messenger RNA from Hordeum vulgare subsp. vulgare (domesticated barley), 1843 nucleotides. RefSeq lists its product as uncharacterized. The record is from RefSeq and is a predicted model, not a curated record. The transcript has a single exon. NCBI's taxonomy places the organism in Eukaryota, Viridiplantae, Streptophyta, Magnoliopsida, Poales, Poaceae. The coding region runs from base 1022 to 1591 and encodes 189 amino acids.
GAUUCUGAGAUCUUAUCUUGUGCCGUGAAAUGACUACUGAAAACACUUGCACUAUUAGAGAAUAGAAGCGUACCAAAACUUUCAACAUGUUUGUGUAAUUGUGUUGAUGGUUCCGGUGCCGAGAUUAUUAGUGCAUCCAGCUGUGCAGUCAGUUUCAUGUGAUAAUCCAUCCAGCUGUGCAGUCAGUUUCAUGUGAUAAUCAGUAAACACAAAGCAGCAAGUUACUGUGUUUAUUGUAGUACAUAAUUUUGUGACAAAAAGGAGGAUUGGUUCAAAUCAUGGACAACGGGCAGCUUUAAUUGCAGAGGGGAGGGCAAGAGAAAGGGGGGAAUUCAUUACGGUCUCACCUUCCAUGAAAAAAGGUAAAACUCUGCUUUUGAUAUGAUAAGGUAAAAAAGAGUGGAAGAGAUGAAUUGUCUAGUGGAGGCCCAUGUGGUAAACUUUAAUUAGCCCCAGGCACAUGGUCAUCCUCUUGUUUCACACAACCCAACCCUGCCCUACAUGUUGUCAUCCUAUAGAACCAUGGAUGGACCACGCCUUAAAUAUUUCUGUCAAGCAGCACUUAACAACUCUCUCACCAUGAUGCCAAGCCAACAGUUACUUCUUAACUUAACCUACAGCGGCACAAAAGGACAUAGGGUGUGCACUGCAGCACUGGUAACAGUUCACCAGAAAGUUUCAGUUUUCUAAGCAUUAACUGUUGCAAUUACCUUUACGUCCAUCAGUUUCAGAUUAAAUAUUUCUGCAUAUGCGUCCUACACGGUGAGCCCUACUCCUCCUCCCUCUUGUCUGCUUUUCCUCUUUGUGUCAAUUCACAAAUCCAUUUGAUAGACAAGCACACAACCUUUGCUUUCCCUGUGCAGGUUUGUUAUUGUAAAGGAAGCAGCAGCAAUUCCUUGUUCCAUGCUGUGCCUCAUCAUGGCUUCUUUCUUCUUUAGCAUCGCUGCAUCAUUUGGGCCACUAAAGCCCUUCUUGCCCUUGUGAUUGUGAGCAAGUUCUUGAUGCUUCCCAGAUCCACCAAAUGGCUAUACAACUCACACUUCUACUCAUUUCGUGUAGCCUUUACAGUAUGUAUUCUUCUUCUUUCUCCACGUCCUCCUCUCUUGCAUUGCUGGUGCUGGUUAUCUCCACCUGCCUCUCCUUGCUCUUCUCAAACCUCAGACAACUGAUCAAAACCAGCAGCCACAAAACUUCCAUGGAGGCGGUUGCCCAUCAGGAGAAGAGCACUGUGCCACAAGAUGAGGUGCCCGAGGAUGCGCCGAUGGAUUCGGCUGGAAGCCUGUCGGGAUCUUCAGAUUGCCAGGUGAGCGAAGAGUGGACUGAUGAAGUCUCGGUGUCUGAUGACGACGACGACGACGACGACGAGAGUCUUAUUGAGAUCUCCCUUGUUGAUGGGUACUAUGUGGGGCAAGAGGAGCAAUGUCUCUGGAAGAAGGAGCAAGACCUCCUCGCCGACUUCCUGCCGGAGUUCGUUCUCGGCAGGAGGGACUUCAUAGACAUCUUGUCGGAGAUCAGUGAGGAGGAAAACAUGAUCGAGAUUGACAUUGCAAGGGGCUCCAUCAAGUGCACAAACUUCAGCAUCAAGGCAUGAGCUUUGCAGAGGUUUGGUGAAGUUAAAAUCAUUCUAUGAAUUGCUCCCGAGCUUUCGUCAGGGCAAGGGAGUAGUAGUAGGUUGUACUGGACUACAUGUCUACAUGUGGUGUAUCGCCUUGCCUUUUUUUUUCCACAAAGAGCUCAAUUCUCAUUAGUGAUUCUUCAGUGGAAGCCUUGAUGCAUCUCUUUUCUUGUGCUUUCUGAAUGUUACCAUAAAAGUAAUAAAGCGUGUGCACAUAUUUUGCUCGAA